Molecule: messenger RNA, 471 nt
Organism: Pneumocystis jirovecii RU7
Lineage: Eukaryota; Fungi; Ascomycota; Pneumocystomycetes; Pneumocystales; Pneumocystaceae
Exons: 5
Coding region: 1-471 (156 amino acids)
Biological process (GO): mitochondrial electron transport, NADH to ubiquinone
Source: RefSeq, a predicted model, not a curated record
AUGUUUAUAAGUUAUAUUAAACCUGUUUUAAAUCAAUACGUUUUGAAUCCACAGAUUGAUAAAACACCUCUUCCUGAAGGAAUUCCAGCUGUUGAUGAAGUAGGUGCAACAUCAGCACCAUUGAAAGCAGCUUCAUAUUUUAUUGGAGCACGUUGUAAACCAUUUAAUGAAGAUUACAUGCUUUGCAAGGCGGAAAAUAAAGGAAAAGGAGAAGAGCCGUGUUUAAAAGAAGGCCGUCGUGUUACUCGGUGUUCUAUUAGCGUAUUAGAAGAUUUACAUACAUAUUGUGCUAGCAGCUUUAAAAAAUAUUGGCAAUGUCUGGAUAACAAUAAUCAUGAAUUCCGUGCAUGUAGAGUUGAUGAAAGAGAAUUUAAUAAGUGUGUUUUUGAUCAUUUAAAACUUGAGAAAGUUAUUCCUGGUGCACCACAGGGAGAAGAACCAAUAUUCAUGAAAAAAAGACCUAUAUUUUAA